AUGGAUGCGAUUGUCCAAUAUGACAAAUCCGAAUUUCAUGAGACCUCAUCAGGCAUCAAAAUAUCCAAGAAAUCCAUAAUCAAAGGCACUGAGCAAAUCAAUGUGAGUGGCAGAUGCAUCUUUUUUAAUGAUGUCAUUUUGAGAGGUGAUCUAGCCAAAGUGUCCAUUGGCAAAUAUUUGGUUGUCCAUGAGAAGGUCACUCUAAAGCCCUCCUACACAUAUGGCUACACCAAGGAAUCACCUACCAAAAAGAUCAUUAAAUUCCUCCCCUUGAUGAUAAGCGAUUACGUAGAAAUCGAGUCAAGUUCAAUUAUACAAGCGACCAAGAUCGGUACUUGCACGUCAAUCGGAAAAAACUGUUACAUUUCACAUAGAUGUAUAAUCGGAGAAAACUCUAUAAUUCUUGAUGAUUCCAUAUUGCCACCUGAUACGGUUGUACCAGCGAAUAGUGUAUAUGGAGGGAGACCAGCAGUCUACAUAGCAGAAACGCCAGAAUCAACUGCUAUCAUUUAGAAGCAAAAAUUGAUCAAUUUUUAUAAAAACUUUGUGCCUAAGAGUUGA
Messenger RNA from Paramecium tetraurelia, 561 nucleotides. RefSeq lists its product as uncharacterized. The transcript has 2 exons. The record is from RefSeq and is a predicted model, not a curated record. NCBI's taxonomy places the organism in Eukaryota, Ciliophora, Oligohymenophorea, Peniculida, Parameciidae.